Labrus mixtus (cuckoo wrasse) is the source of this 2207-nucleotide messenger RNA. RefSeq names its product bicaudal-D-related protein 2-like (gene bicdl2l). Lineage: Eukaryota; Metazoa; Chordata; Actinopteri; Labriformes; Labridae. The record is from RefSeq and is a predicted model, not a curated record. Gene Ontology annotation, biological process: vesicle transport along microtubule; Golgi to secretory granule transport. The coding region runs from base 83 to 1459 and encodes 458 amino acids. The transcript has 6 exons.
UGUUGUUUAUAUGUAGCGAGACAAUACCUCUGAGUGGCUUUAGAAGAUUCUACUUCUUCUUGCGACCUGCUCCAAGCUGAUCAUGGACUUUUCACAAUCCUUCUCAAGGCUCAAUGACCAGCUGAGACCUCGGAUCACCACCAGUCCACAGCUCUACUCCUCUCUGAACAGAGUGGAGGACAGAUACAGAGAGUGGGGCUCGCUCAGGAGUCGAUCUUCGUCUUACCGACAAACAAUUCUGUCAACAGAACCAAACAUCACUGUGACUACAGCAGAACCAAGAGAUCCAGGGGAACCCGAAGAGGCUGCAGAUCAGGAAGAGUUUGUCUCUGGUGGUCUAGAAGAAGGAGAUUGUGCAGAUCUGAGUAUCUUCAACAACUCAAGCCUCACUAAUCUAAAUUUACAAGAUAUGGGUGAAGACCUAUUUGAGAGUGACAGCAACACCUCACAUUCCGAGGAGAAAGACAUUGAAGGUGAGCUGAUCUCCGAGGGGACAGGAGAGUCCACAGAGUCUGUAGCUGGAGAGGGUGGUAGCAGCUCCCUCCAGGGAAGCUACCUAGACGGGACUUUACCAGACCUGAUCAGGAGCGGCAGGCCGAUUGGCAGGCGCCGGACACUGGGACCAGUCUCAGACACGCUGAAAGAAGUGCGCAGAGAAGUGGAGCUGUCUCGAAGGCGAAGUAUUAAGCUGAAGGCUCAGGUGGACAAACUGCAGGAGAGCAGAGACGGACGGGGAUGGAGCCAGCACAGAGAGAGGGUCACAGAGGAGGUUAUGUCUGUUCUGAGACUGCUUCACCCGCUGACACAUCAGGAGUCCAGCCUGCCCGAACCCUCCAAUGGGGCAAACCAGCUGGACAGUGCCUUGGUCCAGCUGCAGAAUGUGGCUCGGAAACUGGCUAUCAGCCACACCAAACAGUCCAACUCUGGAAAAGAUACAGAGGACAGUGGUAUUCUGCAGCAGGCUCUGCGGGACCGAGAUGAGGCCAUAGAGAAGAAGAAGGCCAUGGAGGAAGAGCUGCUGAGGAGUAAAACAGAGAUGAUGUUGCUGAACAACCAGGUGCUGGAGGCCGUACAGAAACGUCUGGAGAUGUCGCUGGAGCUCGAGGCCUGGAAGGAGGACGUUCAGCAGAUGAUCCACCAGCAGCUGCUGAUUCAGCAGCAGGCGGAGCAGAACCAGAAGAAGCCUUCCCGCCUGGGUAUCCUGAGGAGAAAUAACAAAGCGCCCAUGCAGAGGCCUUCCACCUUCCUUGCGGUUACACCCGUGCCUCCCACAACCAACGUAAACCAAAUCUUUGUCUCCAAAUCUGCUGCUUCGACUCCCAACACAUCUCCUACCCAACGCAACUGGAGGGACAGGCUAAGGAGGGGAAAGAAUGGUCGUCAAGGAGACCAAGAUGCAGCCGGGCAGGAUUCAGAUAAUGGCAGAGGUGACGACUUUGAGGUUGUUUCACUCGAUUAAACAGGAAUUGCACUAGUUUUGAUACACAAAUCUAAUGUCUUACAAUUGAAAGCCCUCUUCAGAUUAAACGUGUAUUGCUUAUUGUUUCUUGGUUGGAGUUUAAGAUGUGAACGCUUUAAUGUUAUUACACCACAAGUUUGAAAGCCAAUUGUGUACCAAGGCGCUUCCGACACACUUGAUUUCCUUACAACUGCAACGCAUACAUAGAGAACAGACUUAUUAUAUAUAUGUUCAUUCACUAGCAAGGACCACACCAUCAACUACAUGCCAUUUGACAAUUAUGUGUUGAUUAUAUUGGAAAGCAUGAACAGAAGGGGAGGAGAGGGUUUGAAUUGAUGGGAAUGCCAAAAGAGACGCUGUUGAGCUGUUGGUCCUGCUCCUGAUUCUUUGCUAUAUAGCAUCUAAUGAUUUUGUACAGCUGUAGUAUGAACAAGACUCACAAAGUCUCAGAGAAGAAUAUUUAAUUUUAAGCAUUUAAAAAAAGUAAAUUGAGCUUUCUUGAGAACAAAUAUAGUAUUCCAAACAGAUCAUUUUUGUUUGGCUUAAUGUCUGUAGAAAAGGUGUUUUCUUGUUGUAGGAACACUGAUUAGAUCUUUCUUUAUCAUUUACAUAUGAAUAUAUGUGGAUAGUUAUAGUGGAUGAGCCAUGUCAUGUUUUUUAAAAACUGUAAAAAUUGAAUGCUCUUGCACAUUUGUUUCUUGAUUAUUUCUAUCUUCUGCUGUAAAUAAAUUAUCUAUGCAAAAGCUGC